AUGACCGUGCAGGUGUCUUCUACUUCGCUCUUCACGCAUCGGAUAUUUCGUAAAUCUACCCUCAUCUAUCACACUUCCAAAGCUUGCGAUGCUGCUGCAGGUACUAUUGACAGCAUUUUCUUUUUCCCCAACCCGUCCGGCAGGUACCAUGUUGGAAAGACUCAGCAUGUGUUCAAUCAUACCACUCACGACGACCCUGUGGCGCCGGAUGGAUCCAACCACACUGGAAACUUCAUUGUUGUCACGAUCCUAUAUCCGACCACACAAGCGCCAAAUCCAGAAACCUCCCUAAAGUAUAUGGACCAUACGCUCGCCGAUCUGAUAGAGAAAGGUUGGGGAAUCCCAGAGGGAGAGCUACAGAAGCUAUGGACCCCUCUUCAGUGGCAGCCGCCAGUCCUCCCAGGCCUUCCAGGCGAGAACAAACUCCCGACACUUCUAUUCUCCCCCGGCGCUGGGAUGCCCUGCUCAUCUAGCACAAUGAUCACUGCAAAUAUGGCCUCGCAAGGCUACACCGUUCUGUGCAUCGACCACCCCGGAGAGCCUCCCUACCUAAAGCUCCCAUACGACGGCGGUGGCCAGUACGGAAUACCAAUCAAUUACGACUGGGCCAACUACGACUUCCUCUAUAAAAUCAACAAAAACCGUAAAUCCGAUUAUGAUGCCCUGCUUAAGCUGUACCCAGCACUCGUCGACCAGUUCGGCGCACCUUUCAACAAGUCCACGUAUAUCCACUUUGGCUUCUCAAUGGGGGGCAGCAUCGGCACCGACCUAGUGUCCUCGCACGAGAGUGUUAUGGGCGGAAUUAAUUAUGAUGGUGCAUUCAUCGAUUAUAUCUUUGGUGAAACUGUCGAUGUUGGGAAACCAUUCCUAAUGCUUCGUGAUGACCAGAACAGAUCUGAGGACAGCAUGCACUGGGUUGAGUUCCAGGGGAACCAAACCGGGUGGUGGGAGCAUCUGCUCGUCAAGGGCUCCCACCAUCUCGACUUCUCAGACGUCUCCAUGUGGUUCGACCUGUUGAGCUUGGAGGGGCGGGUCAACGCGACUCUGACGGGGACGAUCAAGGGCAGGCGCAUGCACGAUAUUAUGAUAGCUUUCACAACUGCAUUCUUCGAUAAGGUUCUCGGAAAGAUGGAUGGCCUGACGUACUCUUUGUCAAUAGAAGUUCGGAAAAUAGAGCCUAAUAGCAUUCCGGAUCUGGUUCCUACUACUGUCGGCUCCAGAGUUAGUACCGCGCUAAGCUCUCGAAAAUCUCAAGUAGUCGAUGCGGUAGAUAGGCUGAACGUGCGCGGAGUAAUUCCUGUGAUAAACGUAUACAAAUUCAUUUCUCUAUCUCUUAAGAAGCCUAUAUUCGGGCAACAACAUUAUCGAUACGAACCAUUAAGGGCAGCACCUCACCAUAUUGAAUUUCUACCCACGCUAUCCAUUCCAAUCUCAGCAACCCCUCACACUCUCCCGAUACUAUGUCUUCUCGUCCGCAUUACCUUGUUCAUAAUCGUUCGCAUGGUUCGUGCAGCGAGAAUUGAAAAGCAAACAACACCUCACCGCGAAUAUGAAGAUGUUCUGGAUUGCCUUGGAAUAGGCCCAGCGAAGGCCACGAACCACUCAGUGGGCCAGCAUGGACAAUGGCAUCCACCGCAAUCUCUUGGGCAAUUUUUUGGGAUGUAUUUUCCCAGGGCCGUUGAGGAGGAUUGCAUUGCCAAUUAG
Molecule: messenger RNA, 1704 nt
Organism: Lindgomyces ingoldianus
Lineage: Eukaryota; Fungi; Ascomycota; Dothideomycetes; Pleosporales; Lindgomycetaceae
Exons: 9
Coding region: 1-1704 (567 amino acids)
Molecular function (GO): 1-alkyl-2-acetylglycerophosphocholine esterase activity
Source: RefSeq, a predicted model, not a curated record